This is a messenger RNA of Cryphonectria parasitica EP155, 450 nucleotides long. RefSeq lists its product as uncharacterized. The record is from RefSeq and is a predicted model, not a curated record. Bases 1 to 450 code for a protein of 149 amino acids. The transcript has a single exon. NCBI's taxonomy places the organism in Eukaryota, Fungi, Ascomycota, Sordariomycetes, Diaporthales, Cryphonectriaceae.
AUGCCUUCGAUUCGUGACACCCUGGUCCAAACAGCCAAUAGCUACAUAGCAGGCUUCAAUACCAACACUGCCGAAGGAGUCAUAGCCUGCCGCACAGCAGACUGCAAACAAGUCAUUCAUCCGUCCAGCGUCCCUCCGCCAUGGGCCAGCCCACCUCGAAGCAACGAGGAAUACCAAGAGUUCACUGUGCCUGGAUUCAAGAUGCUGCGGAACGUUAAGAUCAGCCUCGCUAAAGGAGAGGACAUGCUUGUCGAUGAGGUGUCGCGCAAAGUCCUGCUGCAUCUCACGUCUACCGGCGAGACAGACUUUGGCCCCUACGCCAACGAGUACAUGAUAGUUCUCAAGAUGACGGACGAUGGAACGCAGAUCAAGGAGGUUAUGGAGUUUAUAGACAGUGCUACCACGCGAGACAUCGCCGCGAGCCUCGCGCAGCAUGUCAAACCAGAGUGA